This is a messenger RNA of Botrytis deweyae, 829 nucleotides long. RefSeq lists its product as uncharacterized. Lineage: Eukaryota; Fungi; Ascomycota; Leotiomycetes; Helotiales; Sclerotiniaceae. The transcript is spliced from 4 exons. The record is from RefSeq and is a predicted model, not a curated record. Bases 1 to 798 code for a protein of 265 amino acids.
AUGUUCCUUCAGGGACCAUUUGGAAAGACAUUGGGAUAUGCGGUGCCAGUAGUCAACGAAGUGUUACUCGCACACAUUGCAAACGAGAAGAUCAAGGUUUCACAAUCUACAGUCUUGAAACCAACUCUUCAAUCUGGUGGUGAUGACGUCCCAUCCCCCCUUCUUGUACCUGCUGCUUCUAAUGAGGUUGAAUGUGACCCCACUUCAGCUUUUGAGGAAGAAAUAGAUGUUGCCGAUCCUUUAUCCCCUUCUCUUGUACCUGCUGCUCUUCAAUUCAAUGGUGCUUCUGCUGGAAUUCUCAACUUUUUCGCCCCAAUUCCUCAGAAGAAAGAUGAAUCUCGUCCUCAUGGACAUGGUGAUGGUGAUCUCUACUCAGCAUCUCCACCCAGGCAUUCCUCGCCGGCAGAAACUUCCGUCUUUUUACCAGUCAACGAGGGAACUAUCCUUUCGAACAUCUUGAAAGAUCAAUCAGUCGCUUCUGGGCAGACUCUCUCCUGCGCGCAGGGCACAUGUGCUCAUGGUGCUUGCAAAAGACAUGCGGCGAACACCCUUGUAUUGUUCCAAGGAGCUCAUCUCGCAACCAAAGAGCUCUUGUCUUCACCUGAUGCCAAUCGGUGUAAGGUCGCUAAGAAGGUCCUCCACAAUCAGGACAAGUUUCUGCGUCACAAACGGCUCAUAGAAAGGGGCAUAGAAGACUAUCCUCGCUCUUCCUUGAUGAGAGUUGGUCGUCGUUCCUUGAGAGAUGCACUAUAUAAGAUGGAGCACGGACCCUCAUGGGCAGGUGAUCGGUCCCAGUAGCCAUUUUAGCUAGUCUUUUCGUAUAAGUUAG